This is a messenger RNA of Lagopus leucura (white-tailed ptarmigan), 651 nucleotides long. RefSeq names its product potassium voltage-gated channel subfamily H member 2-like. The annotation marks the transcript as partial. The transcript is spliced from 2 exons. The record is from RefSeq and is a predicted model, not a curated record. Lineage: Eukaryota; Metazoa; Chordata; Aves; Galliformes; Phasianidae.
CGCAGCCGCUCCUUCCGCCUGAAGCUGCCGGCCCUGCUGGCUCUAUCGGGCAGCAAGCAGUCGCUGCCUCCGGAGCCGCCCGACGCCGUCAUCGUGGACGUCUCCGAGCGCGGCGCCGAGCCGAGCAGCUCCUCUCUGGACAACGGCUGCCUGGGCUGCGCGCGGCCCGAGGACCAGCGGGCUCUGAUGGAGCCCGAGGACGGCGACGCUCCCCCCGAGCCCCCCGUCACCCACUCCUCGCCCCUCGCCGAGCGCCUCCGCCCCGCGCCCUUCUCCGACGGCAGCCUGGCGCGCAGCCGCUCGAGGGAGAGCUGUCACAGCGUGCGCCGCGCCUCCUCCGUGGAUGACAUCGAGGCCAUGAGGGGAGACGGGGAGAAGCGCUGCCACAGCCGGCACGCCAGCGCCGGGACCGGAAUGCACCGCGGAGCCAGCACCGGGGCCAUGAACAACAUCCGCAGCACUCUGCUCAACUCCACGUCCGACUCCGACCUGGUGAGGUACCGAGCCAUCAGCAGGAUCCCGCAGAUCACCCUCAACUUCGUGGACUUCAAAGCUGAUGCCUUCCUGGGGGCUCCAUCCGGAGAGAAGGAGAUCAUCGCCCCCACCAAACUGAAGGACCGCACGCACAACGUCACCGAAAAGGUCACCCAG